Aspergillus eucalypticola CBS 122712 is the source of this 1407-nucleotide messenger RNA. Its product is annotated as FMN-dependent alpha-hydroxy acid dehydrogenase. Gene Ontology annotation, molecular function: oxidoreductase activity; heme binding. The coding region runs from base 1 to 1407 and encodes 468 amino acids. The record is from RefSeq and is a predicted model, not a curated record. The transcript has 4 exons. NCBI's taxonomy places the organism in Eukaryota, Fungi, Ascomycota, Eurotiomycetes, Eurotiales, Aspergillaceae.
AUGUCGAUACUGAGUCGAGAGGAGGUUGAGAAGCACUCGACACGCGAGUCGUGUUGGGUAGCUAUUCAUGGUUCCGUUUACGAUGUCACUGAGUUCCUCGAUGAGCAUCCAGGUGGCGCACAGGUAAUUCUUCGCUGCGCAGGCAAGGACGGUACUGCAGACUUCGAUUCAGUCCACGAUAAAGACGUGCUCUCGCAAGCUCUGCCACCAUCGGCACUCAAAGGCAUUAUCCAACCAGACACUCUCGUGAAGGCAUCCAGGCCCCUUCCCAAGACAUCGGCGACAGCAGAAGAAAACCCUCCGCCUCCGCUAAGCAGUAUAAUAAACCUAAACGACUUUGAGAAGGUAGCUCAGCAACAUCUUUCCCCUCACGCAUGGGCGUAUUAUUACUCCGGAGCCGACGAUGAGAUCAGCAAACGCGAAGGUCAAGAAGUUUAUCAAAGGUUGUCCUUCCGUCCUCGAAUUCUCCGCAGCAUUCGCAGCGUGGACACGGCGACCUCGAUUCUGGGCCAGUCUGUCUCGUUGCCAGUCUACAUGAGCCCGUGUGGAAUUGCUAAAUUCGCACAUCCGGACGGAGAAUGCGCAAUGGCUGUCGCAGCGGGCGAGGAAGGAUUGGCGCAGGUGCUGGCGAAUGGCUCUAGCAUGUCCAUUGAUGCUGUGCGAGCGGCUGGCAUUCACCCCAAUCAGCCGCUCUUCCAGCAGGUGUAUGUCAACAAAGAUAUACAAAAGUCGGAGGAGACAGUCCGACGAGCUGUGAAAGCAGGUGCUAGUGGAUUUUGGAUUACAGUCGACUCCCCUGUUGUUGGGAAGCGGGAGAUGGAUGAGAGAUUAAAUCUUGAGGUUCAGGCGCGCGACUCUUCUGUCAAAGGACAAGGUGUCGCAAAGACCAUGGCCAGCUCCAUCUCGCCGUAUAUUGACUGGGAUAUUCUCAAAUGGAUCCGUGGACUUACCGAUUUGCCGGUGGUGAUUAAAGGUAUCCAGUGUGUGGAAGAUGCAGUUUUGGCAUAUCAACAUGGGGUACAGGGAAUAGUCCUGUCCAAUCAUGGUGGAAGGUCUCAAGAUACCGCUCAACCUCCACUUGUCACUUUACUCGAGAUCCGACGAUAUGCACCACACCUUAUCGAAAGUAACAUGCAAAUCUUCAUCGAUGGGGGCAUUCGACGUGGAACAGAUGUUUUGAAGGCCCUUGCAUUAGGUGCAACCGCUGUUGGGCUUGGACGGCCAUUCCUGUUCAGUCUGGCAGCAGGUUAUGGAGCCGACGGGAACCGUCGAGCUAUUCAAAUCUUGCGGCAAGAAAUCGAGAUGAACAUGGUAUUUUUGGGAGUGACGAAGCUGUCGGAAUUAGGGCCACAUUUGGUGAAUUCGAUGAGGCUAGAGCGAGAUGUAGUUGGCUCGGUGAAACUGUGA